AUGGAAAACAGUUCUCAGCGAUGCGAAUGCGAUCGGUGGUCCCGUGGUGUAGCGGUUAGCACUCAGGACCUCUGGAUCCUGCGCAAGGUCUUCAAUACUUCGUCAUCGUCAAGAGGGCUUUGCGAUGAGGACAGAAUGGAAAACAGUUCUCAGCGAUGCGAAUGCGAUCGGUGGUCCCGUGGUGUAGCGGUUAGCACUCAGGACUCUGAAUCCUGCGACGAGGGCUUUGCGAUGAGGUUAGAAUGGAAAACCGUUCUCAGCGAUGCGAAUGCGAUCGGUGGUCCCGUGGUGUAG
This is a messenger RNA of Cylicocyclus nassatus, 294 nucleotides long. Lineage: Eukaryota; Metazoa; Nematoda; Chromadorea; Rhabditida; Strongylidae. The record is from the annotation of a GenBank genome assembly.